Molecule: messenger RNA, 1239 nt
Organism: Eremothecium sinecaudum
Lineage: Eukaryota; Fungi; Ascomycota; Saccharomycetes; Saccharomycetales; Saccharomycetaceae
Gene: ARP6
Product: Arp6p
Exons: 1
Coding region: 1-1239 (412 amino acids)
Cellular component (GO): Swr1 complex
Molecular function (GO): nucleosome binding
Source: RefSeq, a predicted model, not a curated record
AUGCAGAGCCCACUAAUAAUAGACAAUGGUUCUUUGGAAAUAAAGUUUGGAUUGGCCUCCCAUUCGGCUCCUUUUCGUGCUCAGAAUUGUCUUGCACGCGAUAAAUAUGGUGGAUACCACCUUUCCAAUCAAAUGAAGCAUAUACGGGAUAUCUCCCAUUGUCAUAUCCUUAGGCCAUUUGAACUAGGGCAGUUGGUUUCAUGGGAGUUAGAGGAACAUAUUUGGGAUUACUGCCUUUUUAAUCCAGACGAGUUUAAAUGGGACUUAAAAGAUACAAAGGGUGUUGACUUGAUUGCCAGUGAGAACUGCAUGACUCUACCUGAGAUAUCGAAAAAUAUGGAUCAAGUAAUAUUUGAGGAAUACGAAUUUGGAUCACUAAUGAAGUGCCCGGUGGCACAAUAUAUUCCUUUUGCUAAUGAUGACGACUUCGAGGUGGUUGGUGGGGAAUAUGCUGAAGCUGAAAAGAUGGAGAAAAAGGAUUAUAAGGACUUUCAGCUUGUGAUUGACUCUGGGUUUAACUGUACUUGGAUAGUACCAGUUAUCAAGGGUGUGCCAUACUACAAAGCGGUAAAGAAGCUUGAUAUCGGAGGACGGUUUCUGAAUGGACUACUAAAAGAAACCAUCUCCUUUCGACAUUAUAACGUUAUGGAUGAAACAAUUCUAGUGAACAAUAUAAAAGAAAAGUGCUGUUUUAUGCCUCCAGUAUCUUACUUUGACAGUUUUGAAAAGAAGUCGGACACAAGAAUCGAAUAUGUACUGCCAGAUUUCCAAACCAGUCUAAUUGGUUACGUAAAUGAUCCUAAGAAAGCAAUUCCAGAGGACUCUCAAAAGCUAGUUCUUGAGGAUGAACUGUUUACUGUUCCGGAAACCUUCUUUCAUCCAGAAAUCUGCAAUAUCUUGAAGCCGGGUAUUGUAGAAACAAUAUUAGAAAGCAUUUCUAUGCUUCCAGAAGUCAUAAGGCCUUUGAUAGUGAGUAAUAUUGUUGCAAUAGGCGGUAACUUCAACAUCAAGAACUUUUUUUCGCGGCUUGCAACUGAACUGCAGAGACAAUGCCCAACUAAUUGGACGGUGCGGAUAUUUGUACCGAAAUGUGAUGCAGCGCUACAGGGCUGGAAUAGCAUGAAAAAAUUUAGCACUACUGAAUCAUAUACUAAGGGUAGGGUUUCAAGAGAAGAGUAUUUGGAGCAUGGCGCGGAUUGGUCGACAAAACAAAGGUUCGGAUAUGAACAGUGGAUUUGA